Molecule: messenger RNA, 6369 nt
Organism: Cydia pomonella (codling moth)
Lineage: Eukaryota; Metazoa; Arthropoda; Insecta; Lepidoptera; Tortricidae
Gene: Snx21
Product: sorting nexin-20
Exons: 4
Coding region: 326-1084 (252 amino acids)
Biological process (GO): protein transport
Cellular component (GO): early endosome membrane
Molecular function (GO): phosphatidylinositol phosphate binding
Source: RefSeq, a predicted model, not a curated record
GUCGCGCUGCGAUUCACGCGCAUAGUGAGGGGGCUUUACAUUGAGUGUUUCUAUUUAUUUUUUAGAUGACGUUAUUUUUGACUUAUGAUUUGCACGCUCGAAAAGAUGGCUUAAAUAUAGUCACAAUGACAUGUCAUGUGUCACUGUCUACUGUUACAGCUGUCAAUGUCAUAUUUAGUUAUCUCUUGGUCAUCUCGUUUGACUCGUUUUCACUCAAUCAUUGUUAUUGUUUCCCAAGUUGGUUGUGGUUGUAAAUUUCCGUUUAACAAGCUGAAGUGACGAACCCUCUAAAUUCAAAAAACCCGUAACGUUAUUUUCAAUUACAAUGAUAAAGUUUGAAAUAGUGUCUUCCAGAAUAUCUACAGGCAAUGGGUCAGAUAAGAAGUUUGUGGUUUACAUGUUACAAGUCAGGCAGGAUAUUAGCAGACUUGAUCCAGAGCCCGUUAACGUAGAAAGGAGAUACACUCAGUUUUUGGAUCUGUACAAUGGACUCAAAAAGGAUUUCCCAACGAUUUUAAGCACCAUAUCAUUCCCUAGAAAGAUGGUAGUGGGCAAUUUUGACCCUAACUUGAUAACAGCCAGAGCUACAGCAUUUGAGGCAUUAUUGAAGCUUAUAUCAGAGGAAUCGCGUCUUAGAGAGUCCCCGGCAGCUAUAGCAUUUUUCCAAGAUGUGGAGUUAGCCGAAGCCAGACAACUGAUGUUCGAAGGAUCUCAUGACAUGGCACUUUCUGUGCUGGAAACUAGUUUCAGAUUAUUAAAUAAGGUGUACACAGACCGGUCGCGGGUGGUGCUGAGCGCGCUGUGCCGCGUGGUGGCGUGCGCGGCCACGAGCGGCGGCGCACUGGCCGGGCCGGUGGAGCGCUGGGCGCAGCUUGCGCUCCGCCGCUACGAGGCCGUUAGCGACGAUGAUCUGUUGCUCAUAUAUAUUCCGCUGCUGCACACGUGUAUAUCAAUAUGGGAAACGCUUGGAAAAGACAAAUCGCAGUUGGUACAAGAACUCAACGAUCUCCGCAAAAAAGGUAUGAAAGUAGAUUCAGUACCGAGCCUUAUGGAGGCGGUGGACAGCUUGCCCACUGUUAUUUAAUAGAUCUCUUAGAUAUAAGACAUGUAUUCUGGUCUGUCUUUGGCACAGAUUACACAGAUUAACAGUUUACGACAUUAUUAAGCGUUUACGAAGAGAGGAGAGGAGGAGAAGAAGAGAGGUCACCAUACUUAAAGCAGAGACGCUUUCCAUAUAGAUUUUCGUAAUACAUUGACCCGCGUGUUGCUAUCUCUGUUGCACGUGCAUAAUUAUAUUGCCGUCAAGUUCGCACAGUGACAUUGACAACCGGCAUCAUGGGCGGAACAGCAAUAUAACUAUGCGCGUGCAAUAUAAAUAGCAACAGGCGGGUCAAUGUACGGUCAUGUCUGAAAAUAUCGAUACGCAAAAAGUGCCAUAAAUCUGUAUACACGACUUUAUUGCCCAUAUAUUAAGGUGUAUACAUAUUUUUGGCACAUUUUUCGUACCGAUAUUUUCAGACGUGACCUUACGAAAAUAUAUAUGAAAAGUGUCACUUCUUUUAAAUGCAAUUUUAGUUGCAUCCUACAUUUUAUACAACAUCAGUCCAUGUUCCUCCCAAGAACUAUAUUAGAUACCUACUUUUAUUUUAAAUCAAUGUGGAUGGAACUGACGGACGCACUCCCUUGCUAAAACAAUACGUUAGUGGCUAUCUGUGAUGGUGGUGACCACGCUUUUUCUGUCACGUGGUGACCAUUGGUAUCUAUUUUUAGGAACGAAUAAGAUAUAUAAUAUAAGAUAUAAUACACAAUAAUUAGUUAACUAUGUGUGUAUAAGCGAAAUAUUUGACAAAAUAUUGAGCUAUUAGCAAUCAAUUGCUGCUUUUUGUAGUGUUCUGUUGUGUGGCCUUGUUACGUAGUAAAAUCCCAUAAUAAUAUAGUUCGUGUCAUCCACGAUGACGAGCAGAUUUGUCAAAUCUAACCUUUAAUAUCAUGACACAUAUGAGUCAAGGCGCACGUUUUCUUGUAGUGUAAUAAGUGGAAAUAUUGUCAGAUUAGAAACUUUUAUGACAGCUGUUGCAAGUUUUUUUUAAAGAGUUGUUUACAUUUUUUGCUAUUUGUCAUUAGAAAUAAAAAUACAUAUAAGCGGAUAUUAUUAUUUAUUAUGUUUAAAGUAUAUUAUAAAUUUAUACUAUUCUUAUCUCAUUAGAUGUUAAGUUUAAAUCAAUUUAUUUAGGUUUGUUUCCAUAUGAGAAGAUAAGUAGUUAUCAGAGGAAAUGUAUUUUAAAUUAUUAUCUUUUAAUGCCAUGUCACGACUAGUUUUUGUUCUGCACACAGAAAAUGUAUUUAAUUAUUAAUAAAGUCAUUGUAGACCAGUGUGCUUCACUGUAACAAAGUAACUUUCAAUAAAUAUCGUAUUAUAAUAUUUUUAGUAAAAUACUUAACUUAUAAAAUACCCGUCGUGUCUAUGUAGUAGUGUAAAUAUUUGGCAAGUACCUGUACAAUGACGAUGAACGCACAAAGUUAUACGCAGAUGGCGCUGUAAUCUUUUAAAUAAAACAUGUCAUUAGAUAUGCUAAAUCCAAAGAAACUUAAACCACAGACUGCAGAUUUUUGUUUGGUUCCAAGCAGUUUAAAACAAUGGAAUCAGUGAGUUUUUCACCUCUUUGUACAAGAAGCUACAUUACUUGUGCAUUGAAUUAAAGUGCGAAAUAAUUACAGCUGUAUUCUUUACAUUGUGAUAAAUGUUACCUACGAGUUUUUCGCAUUACGACUAGAUUAUUACAUAAGAGUAAUAAUUAUGGCAGUAAUUAAAAGUAUAAUCAAUAACUAUUUGAAAAAAAUGUGGAGUGUAGGAAGGUUAACCCGUAGGUACAUUAUUUUUAGAUAUAACUAUACCCACCUAGGGGGUGGGACACAGCUAAUGUUUAUGAUAAGAUUAACUUUUGGUAAUAAUAAUAAUGACGCAUCUUUAAACGUACAUCGUACUAAAAUGAAAAGCCGUAAGCAUAAGAACCGAUAAUAAAAUUAAAAUUAUAUUAUAUAUGUAUAUUGUGGUAAAUUGUAUUGUGUCAAUUUGGAAGAAAUGUAAUGAAUUUAGAGAGACUGUGUGGCCAACAAAUCGUCAAUGAUUGUGUGUUUGGUUAUACCGCAGUUUCUGCAAUUUAUAAAAUUAAGGGAUUUUUUUUAAACUGAGGUUUUCAGGAACAUAGUAGAAGUAAAAGAGGAAUUAAAAAGCCUGGUUCGUCAAACUUGUAUCAAAGUCCACAAUCACAUCACAUACCCCCUUAUACGAGUAGCAUACUUAACUCUUAGACCGGAGUUAGCAAAUAUAAGUACUUACCUUUAUAAUCUGGCCUGCCAUCCAUAUCAUUAGUGCAGUUAAAAGUUAAAACAUACACAGCCGAAAGGAAUGUUAAGCAUAUGCUUAGAGUAUCUUCAUCCGACAGAUAGUAUAAUGCUCUCAGCCCUUUUACAAUGUCACCGUUGGUUGGCCAGACUUUUUUACCUAUGCCUUUUGUAAAAAAAUCAGGAGCAGAUGAUCAGAGUCGUAAAUUCGUAUACAAGAAUUUUAGACUCGACACACUACACGGAGGGAAUAACGUAUAUAGGUACCUAAAUUUUAAAUAUUGGAACGCUGAUAAAUGUUUGCUAAAGUAGUUGAAUGGUACAUUACCCAUACAUAAUGUGAGUGAAACGAUUAUAAUAAUUGAUAAGACUUUGGUCUCUUACUUUUAUAAAAGAAGGCAACACAUUCACGUUGUAUUAUUUUUUUGUGAUUUGUAUACAUAUAUAGUUGCAUCAGAUUUUCUUUUUUAAUGGAUUUUUUUUGUACCUUUAACUGACCUUUCUAGUCUUAUUUGUCUCAAAAAAGUAUUCGAAUAUUUAUAAGCUCAAAUGAUUAUAAUUUAUAAAGUUUAUUAUUUAUUUACCAGAAAACAUCUUCUGUCGUUGCUUCUGGCAACGGUCGAUAUUAUACUUUAAACUACCAAUAUAACACUUUUCUUCAUUAAGACCAAAGAGAUAGAAAGGUAUGUUAUAAUUAAUCUGCCAUAAAAAUAAUUGUGAUAUGUGUUCUUUUUGCGAAAAGUAUUUCGAUCGAAUAUGACCAUAAAGAAAAUACUAUCUUAUUAGGUUAAAAACUUUUGUAUGAAAUUUUUUCCAGAGCAUAGAACACCAUUCAAUCGAAGUAUUUAUAAAUCUGCCCAUGUCUAUAACAACGUUUUUGUUAUUAGCAAUAUUGAUUCAGAACGGAUUAGUACACAACGAGAGUGGCGUAUGAAAUUACAUAGUUAUUAGUACCUAUGUUCUUUAUAUUUACCAUUUAUUAUAUUUUUGUUGUUUUUUAAUAGCCCGCAUCGGUAGCUGUGUAUAAAGUCAGGCAGCUUAUCGAUUGAUUACUGUAGGUGUGUUACCAUUGUCUCAUGAGCUAUCGGCAUCCUUUUUGUUUUUAAUAUAAAACUAGUUUAGACAGAUAGCAAAGAUACAGGAGUUGGCGCCAACUUCGUAUAAAAGGACGUGUAAGUAAAUGAAAUAGUCAAUAUUUGAGCAAUGUAUGCUUAUUGCUUAUAUAAUUAAAUACAACAACAGAUCAACAGAUGAAUCUGUCCGAGUAUACAUAUACAUAAUAUAGUACAAUUCUAUAUUAUAAGUAUAGUAGCAGUUCUACAAUUAUUCUUUGUGAUAAUUAAUCUCUGUUUCCACUGUUGCAUAUUAAUUGUAUGUAUUUCUUAAAUUCUUAAGUCUUAUUUCGUAUUUCUUAAGUCCACAUCAUCGACCAUUGUGACUAUUAGGUUUGCUAAAUAGGGAAUAUUACGCGAAAGUAUCUACCCUCAAUAUCACUUUUGCAUAUUCGAGCGAUGAAGAGGCAGAUAACUCAAUUUCGAUUUUCGCGUUUCCCGGUAGGCCCUUUGUAAACAAACCGCCUUGAUGUAUCAAUGUCAUAUUUUAUUAUCUGUGAAAACUUGUCAAAAACAGUUUAAGGCACAGUAUGUAUAAGUUACUCUAUGGUUUAUGAAAGGUGCUAGUGCUGCACUCUGGCGGCAGAACAUUGCAGUAAUACUCCCUAUUGAGUAAUUUAGUCACAAUUUGUCGAUAUAAAUUUAAAUCUAUAAUAAUCUGAAGGUAAAUUCGGCAUAAGCUCGACAUAAUGUAUGUACUUCGAUUCUAAACCAGCUUAGUAUAAGUAGGUACAGUUUGCAUCAAUAGUACCUAUAGAAGCGGUAAAAAAAAUCGCGCCUAAAUAUCUGCCAACCUGUAAGUAAUAGUUUUAGAGAUAUAAUUAUAUCUUUAUAGUUCGCGUUUGAAUGUAGUUGGCAUAGUCUACUAGGGUUGUUUCCAUCUAAAAAUCUUAGGGUAGAAUUGUAUCCCAAUAAAUUCUAUUGAAUUAUAAGAACAUGUUAAACUACUUUAUAUAUAUACAUAUUUUGUAAAUAUUGAAUUUAAAAUAUCUUUUGGCACACGUCACGUGACCAAACUCGAAACGUCUUUGAAGAUACUGAUGACGUCACAACUCUCGGAUUGACACUGUUGACAGUUAGGCGAUAAACAACAAAUGACAAAUGUCAGUUGACAGCUCGUAUCUUCUACGUGUGUAUGUGUCAAACCGUCAACUGUGACGUCACACAAUUUUCAAAGAGCGUUUUGGGCGCGAAAGCAUCCGUCAAAAUAUAUUUUGUUAAUUUAACAUAUUUAAAGCCGUUUUUAUUAGUAAGUAUAAAAGUUGAAUGUUAGGGCAACUUUUAGUUAAUAUAGAACGUAAUACAAGCGUUUCAUAAAAUUGGAAACAACCCUAUUCUAUACAUAUGUAUGUAUAUGAAUACACAGAAUUUUGUCUCUUUUCAUAAAAUUAUUUGAUAGGUACCUAGUACUCUUGUCGCGUAGUCACAUCCGCGACUGACUGAUGCUGACUGCAUACCUACUCGUUAUGAUACUGGUUUGAUUACCCAAUGGGUACCUUACUUUUAAAUAUUUAUUCGAUGCUAAUUAGUUUCCAAAUAUAAGGACGAAAGCUUUGGGUGUGAUUCUAAUCAGUAAUGGGCUUUAUAGAUUAAAAUGAAUGCUUAUGGAACGGGAAAACACGUGAUUAUGUCUAAAUCGGCCAUCAGAAAAUUAAAAUCAUCCGUGACUUCUUGAAGUGAAUGAGAUUCACAUCAGAUACUAAUCAAAAUGUAUUAGAAUAUUUAUUGUACUGUUGGUGCCUAUCUAACGUGUAUUAUUUUAAAUCAAUUGCAUGUCUACUACUAUACGAUAAUGAUAUCAUAACAUGGAUCAUUAUUAAUUGUAAGUACCAAAUUUUUUAAUAGCGUGACUGAUAUUUUAUACAUUUGUAGCGUCACUCAAUAAAACAAAUAUUAAAAUCCUUUACAAUGA